Helianthus annuus (common sunflower) is the source of this 655-nucleotide messenger RNA. Its product is annotated as macrophage migration inhibitory factor homolog. Gene Ontology annotation, molecular function: phenylpyruvate tautomerase activity. The transcript is spliced from 3 exons. Bases 94 to 441 code for a protein of 115 amino acids. The record is from RefSeq and is a predicted model, not a curated record. Lineage: Eukaryota; Viridiplantae; Streptophyta; Magnoliopsida; Asterales; Asteraceae.
GAGAUAAGGUAAUCAAUCCGCCGAAUACACCAACAACUUAAGGUAAUCAUCAUCAGUGGUUAGUUUCAGGGUAGGGUUUUGAGAGCGAAGAAGAUGCCGUGCCUGACUCUGUCAACCAACGUCAACCUCGACGGACUUGACUCCUCCUCCAUCCUUUCCGACGCCACCUCCGCCGUCGCCAAAAUCAUCGGAAAACCCGAAGCGUAUGUGAUGAUUGUGUUGAAGGGUUCUAUACCAAUUUCUUUUGGUGGUAACGAACAGCCAGCAGCCUACGGGGAAUUAGUCUCAAUCGGGGGGCUUAAUGCUGAUGUAAACAAGAAGUUGAGUGCUGCCGUUGCAGAAAUUCUUGAGACCAAAUUGUCCGUCCCUAAGUCGCGUUUCUAUCUCAAAUUCUAUGACACCAAGGGUUCUUUCCUGGGGUGGAAUGGCUCCACUUUCUAAGCAUCUUUUCAAGUGAAGCUGCUGCAUUGGCAGGAAAUUCAUCCAUGACUUUAUUUGUGCCACUAGUUAAGUUGAAGUGUUAAAUACUAUUGUUGCCUACUGAGUUGGCUCACUGAGUCCACUCUGUACCGUAAACUGUUGAAAUCCCAAGUACCAAAUUAAUAAGAAUUAGUGCCUGCAGUAGUCAUGGUUAUCUAAAUCUUUAUUUUCUUCU